AUGAAAACUAUCGUAAUCAUAUUCAUCUUAAUCACCUUAAUAUAUUCAACUCCAUUAACAUGUAAUGAGGCUAUGACAAUCGCAGAAUGUACAGAUAUAAUUAAUGGCAUGUAAUGUUCAAUUCCCUAAAAUAGACAUGAAUGUAUUUGGUUUGAUAAUAAAUGUUAAUUCAAAACAUGUUAACAUUCUUCAAUUCCUUGUGAUGGAUUAGUCUAUUAAGGUGAAUUAUGUUCAAACAGUAAAUAAGGAUGUUAAUCAAUUAAAAAAUGUUCAGAUAUUGACAAUUAAGAAUCCUGUACAAUUCUUAAACCAUAUGGUAUUGAAUGUUUUUGGGAUUAAUAAUGCAUUUAAAAGAAUUGUUAACAUAAUUCUAUAUCAAAUUGUAAAUUAACAAAUGGAUAAAAAUGUAUUUAUUAGCAUCAAAAAUGUUCAUCAAUUAAUUAGUGCAAUGAUAUUAUUGAAAAAUCAAGUUGUUUAGUGUCUUAAAUUUAAGGAUUAAAUUGCAUUUGGAUGAAUAAUAAAUGUGCUGAAAACUCUUGCUUAGCUAUCUCAACUAAAGUUAUUUAUUAAUAUUAUAAAUUUAGGAAGAAUGUUUUAAAAGUAUUCGAAAUUCAGAAAAAUGUUUUUUCACUCAAAAUCAAAGCAAUGAUAAUUCAUGUAUAAGUUGUUCAUUAUUAACUUAAUAAUGCAAAUGCGAUGAAUAUAUGAUUUUUGGUUGUUAAUGGUAAAAUAACUCUUGUUAAGAACUUUCAUGUUCUACAUAUUUAAAUUAGAUUUAAUGUAGAGAUGACUCAUAAUGUAUUUGGUAUAAACCAAUGAAUAAAUGUUUAACUAUCUAAGAAGCUUCUUAAAAUGACAGAGCUUGUGAUAUUUACAUAUUUAGUACCAUUUUACACAUUUGCACAAUCUUUCUUUUAUUAGCUUUUUGGUGAUAUAUCAAUCAUUAUUAUAAUUUAUAUUUUAUAAUAUUUAUAUUUUUUUUUCGAGAGUAUUUUCAAAUAUAAAUAAAAAAUACUUCUAAAAAGGUUCAGUAAAAAUAAAUCACAAAUUAAUGCUAAAAAGUACAAAAUUAGAUUAAUAUAAGUAAAACUAUUAUAAAAAUCUUCCAUAAUUCAAAUAAAUACUCCCACAAUUCUAUCCAUUUGAUUUGGUCUACUGACUAUCCUUAAAUUUACUAUUUUUAUAAUUCUCUCAUUCUUAAAUUCGAAUUUGUUUCAUUUUUGACAGAUUAUAUUUUGAUUGGUUAAAUUUAAUACAUGGCCUAAUUGGUUUAAGUUUGA
This is a messenger RNA of Paramecium sonneborni, 1280 nucleotides long. The record is from the annotation of a GenBank genome assembly. NCBI's taxonomy places the organism in Eukaryota, Ciliophora, Oligohymenophorea, Peniculida, Parameciidae.